CGGCGGAUUCGGGGAGGUGUGGAGCGGAAGUUGUGAGUCUUUCGAUUUCCCCGUUGGGGUGGGGCUGGCUGUUGGUGGCGGCGGCGCGAUGCUGGUGUGCGAUAUCUGUGGGCAGGUGCUGCCUUCGGAGGAGGCGGUGUGGCGGCACCGCCGGCGCACGCACCUGGAGCGUCUGCCCCACUGCCCGCUUUGCGGCGCCGCAGCGCCGGGCUACGACGAGCUCCACCGGCACAUCGAGGCAGCGCACCCGGAACCGGAGCCGCCGGGCGCCCGCUGCGCCGAGCCCGACCCGGGGCCGCCCGAGUGCCCAUUCUGCGGGGAGGCGGCGGCGGCGGGUCGGGAGCUGGAGGCGCAUGUGAUGGCGCGGCACGGGCACCUGCUUGUCCCCCCGGGCACAGGAAAUAGUGAACAGCUGUAUGAAUGUCCAAUGUGCAGUCUUACCUGUGCAAAUGUUCAGAUUCUCCAAGAACAUGUGGAUUUACACUUAGAGGAACAUAGCUUUUCAGAAGGUGGAAACUUAAGAGAUCUAGAACUGGCUCAGCGGCUCCAGACUGAAGAAGAUAAACAGCAAAGGUCAGAAGAAGAGAGGCAAGAAAGGGAAGAAUUUAAAAAGCUUCAGAGACAAUAUGGCUUGGAUAAUUCUGGAGGCUACAAGCAGCAAUUGCUAAAGAAUAUGGAGAGGGAAGUUGACAGAGGAAGAAUGCAGCCUUUUGAAUAUCACAAGAGAAAAGUUGACAUGAUGGAAUCUUUGGCUUUUGGUAUAGAUGAUGGGAAAACAAAGACCUCAGGAGCCAUUGAAGCAUUGUGCAAGUACUAUCAGAAUGAAAACAAAGAUGUGCGACGUGUGUGGCUUUCUACAUCAGUAGAUCAUUUCCAUUCAUCUUUGGGUGACAAAGGCUGGGGUUGUGGUUACAGGAAUUUCCAAAUGCUCCUUUCCUCACUGUUACAAAACAGCUCGUAUGAUGACUGCUUGAGAGGUAUUGUGCUAACGCCUAGUAUACCAAAGAUUCAGUCCAUGAUUGAAGAUGCCUGGAAAGAAGGCUUUGAUCCUCAUGGGGCAUCUCACUUCAACAACAGAUUACAAGGUACCAAGGCAUGGAUAGGAGCAUGUGAAAUUUAUUCGCUCUUAACUAGUCUCAGGAUAAAGUGUCAAAUCAUUGACUUUCACAAACCAACUGGUCCCAUGGGUACACACCCUCGUUUAUUUGAGUGGAUUCUGCGCUACUAUUCUACAGAUAAUGAAGGCAGUGCAAAGGUAGUGUGCACUUCCAGACCACCCAUCUACCUGCAACACCAAGGUCAUAGUCGUACUGUUGUUGGAAUAGAAGAGAGGAAGAAUAGAACAUUAUGUUUACUACUAUUUGAUCCAGGAUGUCCUUCACAAGAAAUGCAGAAACUGUUAAAACAAAGCAGUGAUGGUACUAGCCUCAAACUACUACGGAAACUUGUGGGUAGCUUAAAAGAAAAGCAAUACCAGAUAGUUGCUGUAGAUGGUGUACUCACAUUGGAAGAGAAAGCUGCUCGCUGCCGUGCUUCUCAGGUCUUCACAUCAGAAAAGAUUCCUUAAAGGAUGCCUUUACUACCUCUAUCUAGAAUUUGCCAGAUGCAAAACAUUAAACUUCUGGACCAUGAUUGUAACAUAACCAUUUUUAGAAUUGAACUAUGUUUUUUUAUAAGCAUUUGGGACUCUGGAGAAGCAUAAGACUGGAGUAAACCUGUGGUUUUGAUAUUCAACAAAAAGAUAAAACACUUCCCUCCUGCUGAAUCUGUAACUCUUCACUAUUAUGGUCCUUGAACUUAUUUGUUAUCUUAUUAGUACCUCUGAUAGUGUUUUCUUAGUUGUUUAAAUGAAAAAGCAACACCCACCUUCCUGUAGCAAACUAUGCACCAUGGGUAACUUCCAAGAGCAGUGGAUAAAGAUAGUGUGGAGCUACUUUAUUGCUGUGUCUUCUCAAGUUUACCUCUGUAAAUACAUUUAUACAGCCUCUGUGGCUAAUGCUGUAUUUCAUAUAAAGUUUGAUCUGAAAAUGUC
This is a messenger RNA of Dromaius novaehollandiae (emu), 2032 nucleotides long. RefSeq names its product zinc finger containing ubiquitin peptidase 1 (gene ZUP1). The record is from RefSeq and is a predicted model, not a curated record. Lineage: Eukaryota; Metazoa; Chordata; Aves; Casuariiformes; Dromaiidae. Bases 89 to 1567 code for a protein of 492 amino acids. Gene Ontology annotation, biological process: positive regulation of transcription by RNA polymerase II. Gene Ontology annotation, cellular component: nucleus. The transcript is spliced from 9 exons.